AAAAACACACUUGUCAAAACACCAGUGACAGAUGAUGGAUCACACAAAGAUGGCCAAUCAGUGGAACUGCAGUUUGCACCUUUAAGACUUGUGAUGACUCAAGGAAAGCAAUACACAAAGCUGAUCACCUUUAAUGGUGACAUCCUUUCAUUUCAGUGCAGAUGCUCUCAUCAAGAUGGGGACAGUCGGAAGAAAUCAGAGCUCACAUGUCUGAGGUUGUCAUUCUCAAAGGAAACAAACUGUUUUACCUCACAGAAUGGUGACGCACCCAUAUACAAGGACAGCUCUGCUGAAGUAGAUGUAGUUUGUUGCUCCUCUGCUUUAGAUGUGAGAAAGAAAAUUGUGGUGCCUUGCAUUUUGCUAAGACUAUGGAAGCGGAAAACAUCUUGUUUCAAGUAUAAACUCAUCUCAUUGACAAGCGCUACCAAAGCAGAGCUCCACGUGGAGUUUAACUCCCAGUAUGAACUGCAAGAUGGUGUCGCAAUAUUCCAGGGGCCCACCGUUCUAUGGACACAUGAGAACAUUGUACAUUAUGCAUCAGCACAGACCAGCAAAGUCAAAAGUAUUGCUGUCCAGAUGUCAGUUGUUUUCUUAGGAGAGUUAUGCAGUAAUGUUAUUGUAUUAGGCUCACAAAUACAUUCAAAGGAAGAAGUGAAUGGUCAAAUCAGUGUUUGUAAAGAUAACAAAAUCAUUGGUUACUCAGUUGAGGAUGGAACGGCGAUCAAUGGAACAUGCAUUAUUCCAAAUGCAUACAGUUCUGUUGUACGGUGUUCUCUGGUGGUUUCUGCAGUGGAGGUCAGAGGGCACAUGCAAGUGAACAUGGUGGUAGCCACAAAUAAAAAACAGUUGGUCUGUUUUGAGAAUGGAAAACUCAAAGAAGUCUGCCAACUGCCAUUCGAAGAACCUGAAUGCAUCAAGAUGGCCACCGUUGGGAACAGUGGGCUAGUGAUCGUUGUCUCUUUCAACCAAGGAAAUGUCUGUGCUGUAUGGAAAGACACAUUUCAGGUUGCGGCCUGCUGGUCUGGCGUGAGUUCGGUGCUCAUCGAUGACUUUGUUGGCUGUGGGACUGACCAGAUCCUCCUGGUGUUUCAUGACCACACCCCCUCUGAGGCCGUAACAAACUUCAUCAUGACAGACCUCUGUGGCACCAUGUACUCUCGUGGCCGUGGCGAGAUCAGUGAGGGAUCUGAAGCUUCAGAUGCCGCUCAAGGAAAUUACCUUUGCACCAUACAGGCAUUAGAAUCCAGACUACAGAGUGGCCUGACCUUGCUCCAAGACCUUCAGAGAGACGUGGACGUCAAAGAGAGGGUGCUUCUGCAGUCCACCGAUGCUCUGGCAGAUUUAGUGUCUGGAAGAGAGCACAUCAUAUCAAAGACAGAACAGGAAGGUUUGGUGUCCCUGUGGGAGGAUGCUGAUGAGGGAGAGGAGGCGCAGCAGGAGGAGAGGAUGCCGCCUGAGUCAGAGCAGCAGCCCUUUCUGGUGGAGAAACUCUGGCAGCGAGUCAUUGAAGACUGCCUGGUUGUAGGAGUGCUCUUAAGAAAAGAAGAUGCCAUAUUGCUUGAGAGCGCCUCCAUCUCUCUACUGCUGGAGACUCCAGCUCAGGGCCAGGCUGCCCCAGUUCUCCAGACACGGAGUCGUGCCCGCUGGGUCCCCGCCGGCGCCCGCCCCUCGUCUCCUCCCGAGCCCGCGGCCAAGAGGAGGAGGCCGGACCAGGCGGAGGGCAUCAGCUGGGACAACGGCAGCGGCGACGGAGACGAAGGCGUACCGAAGCUGGCGCUGACCGCCGUCUGCGCGCUGACCCCUCUGCUGACCUGUGGUGCUGUCAAAUGCCCUGUCGUGCUCCAUUACGUCCUCAAAGAGGUGUCGCCAGCGCGUGUCACCCGGCCCCGGGCUCCGCAGGCGCUCCAGUGCGGACGGAUCUCGCUCAGCAUUCCAGACGUGCUCCAGCCCAGCCUGCUGCGCCCUGCAGCACACAGAGAUGAGUCUAGAGAGGACCUUCUGAGCCUCUUGGCGUUCCUGGACUCGUGGUCCUUCCAGAUCUACUCCCCAGACCACACCCUGUGUGAUGUGAGCCAGUGGUUGCAGGAGGCGUUGGGCUGUGAACAAGUGGAGGGAAGUGCCAACAUGUACUCGCUGUCCAACCCAGCGGGACCAUCUGCUGCUCUGGUCUUCCACUGGCAACAGACGAGCCCCUUCCUGGGAGAUCUGGUCAUCUAUUGCAGAGGCCAGUUUGCUCUGCUCAGAUUCCUGCACUCUCUGUGUGGUUUCCUCCCGGCCUCCUACCACAUCCAGCCCCUGCGGAGGGGCAGAAGAGCCGAGGUGCGGGCUCAGGACGUGGGCUGCUCCCUGGAGAAGGAGGCGCUGGCCCUGAGGGACGGACUGUCCAGCCUCCUCGCCGCCCGCCAGACGAAGGGGAGCAGCGAGGGGCCGGCAGGAGGAGGAGGAGGAGGA
Sardina pilchardus (European sardine) is the source of this 2451-nucleotide messenger RNA. RefSeq names its product FA complementation group B (gene fancb). Lineage: Eukaryota; Metazoa; Chordata; Actinopteri; Clupeiformes; Clupeidae. Gene Ontology annotation, cellular component: Fanconi anaemia nuclear complex. Gene Ontology annotation, biological process: interstrand cross-link repair; positive regulation of double-strand break repair via homologous recombination; replication-born double-strand break repair via sister chromatid exchange. The transcript is spliced from 9 exons. The record is from RefSeq and is a predicted model, not a curated record. The annotation marks the transcript as partial.